Messenger RNA from Corticium candelabrum, 1528 nucleotides. RefSeq names its product ankyrin repeat, PH and SEC7 domain containing protein secG-like. Gene Ontology annotation, cellular component: ciliary inversin compartment. NCBI's taxonomy places the organism in Eukaryota, Metazoa, Porifera, Homoscleromorpha, Homosclerophorida, Plakinidae. The record is from RefSeq and is a predicted model, not a curated record. Bases 60 to 1310 code for a protein of 416 amino acids. The transcript has 10 exons. Gene Ontology annotation, biological process: protein localization to ciliary inversin compartment. Gene Ontology annotation, molecular function: protein binding.
CAUUGAGACGCUACACAGUUUACCCUCGUGUCUGAAAUUUGUGCGAUUUUCUUGCCGAAAUGGACUGCGACAAGCAACAGUUGGGAAGAAUGCUCUUCAAGGCUGCCAAACGAGGUCGCCCUGAAGAGGUGGAGAAGCUCAUUGCUCUCAAACCGGCACUGUUUGUCGACUCAGCGAAUGGUACGAAUGCUCUUCAUCAGGCAGCCAAGAAGAAUCAUACAAAGAUCGUAAAAAUUCUGAUCAAACAGGCAAAGAUUCCUGUCGACUGCAAGGACAAAUAUGGAUGGAGCCCUCUGCAUUGGGCCUGUUGGACAGGAAGCAGCACUUGUGUUCAAACUCUUCUCGACAGCAAAGCCAACGUCAACCAUGUGGACAGGUCUGGAUCAAAUUGUGCGCAUGGAGCUGCUCUGAAUGGUCACUCUCAUGUCUUGCGGCUUCUGCUUGCGACAAAGUGCAAUUUCAAUGUUCAACGAAAGGAUGGAUGGACUCCAGUCCACCUUGCUGCUUAUAAUGGACAUCUUGAUGCUGUGAAGGUUCUUGUCAUCGAUGCUGAAUGCAAAGUCAACAUUCCAAAUAAUGAAGGAGAAGGUGCCUUACACAAAACAAUCACCAAUGGUCAUGUGGAUAUUGCUAGGCUCCUACUGUCUGUUGGUGCUCCUGUUGACAUGCCAGACAAGUUUGGCUGCACACCUCUCCACGAGGCAGUUCACUGGGGCCAAAAGAAACUAGUAGAGAUGCUGUUGAAAGCCGACUGUCGAGUAACAGUCAUGAACAAUAAGAACAAUCACACUCCACUUGAUCUGGCCAAACUCGAAGGGCAGAAUGACAUCGCUGAACUUAUUACAGCAGGAAUGGAACAAAUGAAGUCGUCUCCUGCGCUUGCUAGUAAGUGGUCUGAUGUACGACGCCUACUCUUCAUGUCAGAAAAUGAGAAGCAAAUUGAGUGGAAUAGGGAGGAGUGUAAGUGGCAGUGGAAGAAGAGGAUGGAACAAACAUGUGAGAAAUACCGCAAAUCGAGUCAGGAGAAGGUGGAAAAUGCCGUUCGAAAAUCUGAAGAGGCAAGACAAGAAUGUGAACACAAGAUCACACAAAUGAAAGCAGAAUGCACUCGUCGAAUUUCUCAGUUGGAACUCCAACUGCACCACAAAGAGCGCGAUCUUCAUGCCAUCGUCUCACGCAGACGGCAAGCAGAAGAGGAAACAGCACGACGAAUCAGUGACAAAAUGUCGACCAACACAAUCUCGCUACGAGUGCCGAUGCCACCCAGACAGAGAAAAGUUGGACGAAUCUGUUCACCAGUUCCAGUCUAAACUUCACACAUUUCAUCAAACAGUGUAAAUACUAUUUAACACGUAUUGCAAUACAAAUGUAAAUGUAUUUAGAACAUUUGGUUAGAACAAUAUUUUGCAUUGAUGUGUAUGUUUAGUAUGAUAGUAGAUUAUGACUUGAACAAUACAAGUGUUGAAUACAAAUCGGCUUCAAUGUUGUACAGACAGACAGACACAGACAGACAGACAGACAGACACAG